This is a messenger RNA of Colias croceus (clouded yellow), 897 nucleotides long. RefSeq lists its product as uncharacterized. The transcript is spliced from 2 exons. Bases 16 to 651 code for a protein of 211 amino acids. Gene Ontology annotation, biological process: proteolysis. The record is from RefSeq and is a predicted model, not a curated record. NCBI's taxonomy places the organism in Eukaryota, Metazoa, Arthropoda, Insecta, Lepidoptera, Pieridae. Gene Ontology annotation, molecular function: aspartic-type endopeptidase activity.
AAGAGUUUAGAAAUUAUGUCAACUAAAAAUAAUAUUGAUGUGAGACCUUUUAAGAAGCUGAAAAUAAACAAUAUUGAUGUAGAAGCCCUGAUUGAUACCGGAAGCGAUGCUAAUUUAAUAAUUAUGUCUUAUUUUAGGAAGAUUCAAGGUGAAAAAUUGUUAUCUUAUAGUUCAGGAACCACAGAAACUUUAACUGGAAUAGCUGAAAAGGAAAUUUAUACAAAAGGAUCUUUCACAGCAAAAAUUGAAAUUGAUGAUUGUUAUUUUGAAACUUUAUUUUAUGUUGUUGAUGAUGGCGCUAUCCCUGUCAACAUCAUAUUAGGAAAUCCUGUACUGAAAGAAGUAGAAAUCAAUUUUAAAUCUGGAACUAUCACUGCAACAAGAAUAUUACACCUUACAAUGCUAGAGAAUGAAAAUGAAGAUAUCACAAAUAUUGAAAACAAAGAAUAUAAGAAUAAAAUACAGAAUAUUAUAAAAGAAUAUAACCCCAAAAGAUGUACUAAAGAAUCAAAUGUAAAACUUAAAAUAUUAUUAACCGAUGAUGUACCAGUUUAUCAGAAUCCACGACGAUUGUCACCUUUGGAGCUUAACAUUGUUGACAAACAGAUUAAAGAAUGGCUUGAUGAAGGAAUAAUAAAAACAAGAAAUUGAAUAAGAAGAUUAUUAAAGAAAGAUAUCCACUACCACUCAUUGAAGAUCAAUUAGACAGAUUAACUUAUGCAAAAAUGUUUACCUCGCUUGAUUUAAAAAAAGGAUUUCUACAUGUAAUAGAUAAAGGUGAUUUACCAUUGUCUACUUACCAUAUUGAUCAUCUACGACUGUUGACUCAUCUGGGACAGAUGAUUCUGCAGGAUGACCGUGUGGGAAUAGGAUAAAAUAUUAAGAUGUAUUUCAUGA